UGAUCGAAACAUUAUUGUGGUCGUACUAGUCGUCUACUGUAAUCCUGAGGAGCGUGGGACCUGUUCUUCAACGCACACCCUGCGAGCUACUGGUCUACCUGUUCGCAAAAAGUCAAAGCAAGCUUUCGUGUUCAAAGUCUUCUAUCAUUCUUCCAUCUCCUUUAUUGACAUUUCUCUUCUUCACACGCCGAUGAACUUGAUAACAUUCCUUUGGUCAGUUCUGUUGUUCAUAUGCUUCUUUAAUCGAUUUUAUAUUCCUUUCCUUUUUCUGUAUUCAAAUUCAUAACAAAUUUAGCUCCAUCGAUUUCAUACUUCUACUUCUCUCAUGUACUUUGAGCGCAAUCCGGUUUUGAACUGUACGGAGCUUGUCGAGAAGUGAUAUAUCGCCCUUUUGGUUUUAAAUCCAUCCAGGAUCCUGAACUUGAUGUAAUUGCCCUAAUUUUGAGAUGAAUUUCAUUCCGUUUAUGUUGUUGUUGCCCUGAAUUUGAAUUUUCGUGGCAUGAUGAGAUAAAUUAGUACUUAAGAUUCAUUUUGGCGUCUCAGGCAAUUGAUAGAAUCUACUAGUCAGCAUAGAGAACUCCUUGUUAUGGAUAAAUUCAGUUGUUGUUUUUGGAAGGCAGCUCCCCCCAAAAAUGGUGUUCAUGCAAACAAUGGGGGAAGCAACAUUGAUCUUAGUGUAGAACUUUUGGAUGUUGAAAAUAUGAGAUUGUAUAAAUACAAAGAUUUGCAAAUCGCUACUGGAGAUUUUAAACCUGAAAAUAAGAUAGGGCAAGGGGGUUUUGGUUCUGUUUACAAGGGAUUACUAAAAGAUGGAAAAAUAGUUGCUAUAAAGGUUCUUUCUGCUGAAUCAAGACAGGGUUUGCGAGAAUUCUUGACUGAAAUAACUAUUAUUUCAGAUAUACAACAUGAAAAUUUGGUAAAGUUACAUGGUUAUUGUGUGGAGAAAGAUCAUAGAAUCUUGGUUUAUGGGUAUCUCAAAAACAGUAGUCUAGAUCAAACCCUACUUGGGGGGAAUCAUUGUAGCAUUAAAUUCACAUGGGAAAUUCGAAGGAAGAUUUGUAUAGGUGUUGCAAAAGGGCUUACUUAUCUUCAUGAAGAAGUGCAACCUCAUGUCAUUCAUAGAGAUAUUAAAGCAAGCAAUAUUUUACUCGAUGAAGAUUUUACACCAAAGAUUUCGGAUUUUGGUCUUGCAAAGCUUUUCCCAUCUCAUUUGACUCAUGUUAGCACACGUAUUGCUGGAACUCAAGGCUAUUUGGCUCCUGAAUAUGCAAUAAGAGGCCAAUUGACAAGGAAAGCAGAUAUUUACAGUUUUGGUAUUUUGCUUUUGGAAAUUGUUACCGGAAGACCCAAUCAAAACAAACGGUUACCAGUUGAAGAACAAUAUCUUCUUGAAAGGGUAUGGGAACUAUAUAGGGAAGGGGAGCUAGAAAGGUUGGUUGACACUUCAAUGGAAGAUAAUGAUGAGGAUUAUGAUAAAGAUGAAGCUUGUAGGUACUUAAAAAUUGGGUUACUUUGCACCCAAAGUCUUCCAAAAAACAGACCAUCAAUGUCUAGUGUGAUGAUGAUGUUAAAUGACGAAAUGGACCUUGAUGAAAAAGAUUUAUCUGAUCCAGGGUUAAUUUCAGAGUUGAAAAACUUUAAAUCCAAUAAAACUACCAACACAUCAGGUAACAACACAUCAUCUAGUAACUCAGGAAAACAGGAGGAUAAGGAUUCCUCAUUGUAUGGACACUCAACAUCAUCGUUUGCCACUAUGAGUUUUACCACAAUUAAUGAUCGAUGAUUUCACAAUACACCAUUUUUUUUUGUCUUUUUAUAGUUGUAAAUUUUUUGGAAACAAAAUUUAUUAGUAAUUAUGACUUUGCCAUUAAGACAUGCUAAGAUUGGUGGAGGAUUGUUGAUGUGUUAUUUAUUUUAUUUUAUUUUUUUUGUAGAUAAGUAAUGUAUGUGAUAACAUUAUUUGGAUAGUUUUGAAGAAAGGAAAGUUGAAUUCCUUUGUUUGAUGGUGUA
Messenger RNA from Lactuca sativa (garden lettuce), 2010 nucleotides. RefSeq names its product cold-responsive protein kinase 1. Gene Ontology annotation, molecular function: ATP binding; protein kinase activity. Lineage: Eukaryota; Viridiplantae; Streptophyta; Magnoliopsida; Asterales; Asteraceae. The record is from RefSeq and is a predicted model, not a curated record. Gene Ontology annotation, biological process: protein phosphorylation.